Molecule: messenger RNA, 1602 nt
Organism: Botrytis deweyae
Lineage: Eukaryota; Fungi; Ascomycota; Leotiomycetes; Helotiales; Sclerotiniaceae
Exons: 1
Coding region: 1-1602 (533 amino acids)
Biological process (GO): cardiolipin acyl-chain remodeling
Cellular component (GO): mitochondrial inner membrane
Molecular function (GO): A2-type glycerophospholipase activity
Source: RefSeq, a predicted model, not a curated record
AUGGCUACCUCUGAUACUGAGGCACCUCGAAGCCAACAAUCUCCACUCGCUUCUCGUCGUGAGAACUCCAAGGAAAAUGCCCCCGCAAGAGGCUUCUUUCCUCUAGGUUAUAAGCCGGCAUUCAGUCAGUGGUGGUCAAGCGUUUCACCGGCUGUCGCAGAACACACUGUAUUGUCCUUCGUUCCCUAUCUACAAAAGCCACCUACACAUACCCAGACUGGCUCUGCCCCAGUCUCAGCUGGCACAUCAACAAUAUCAGUAAACGAUGAUCCGAAUGCUGUAUCUGCACCAGUGCGAACAAAUUCCAUAAACGAUCCUCAUGGUCCAAGACAAUGGCAUUCGAAUCUUGUGAAACUGAGCGGGAAGAACAGAGCAUUGAAUGAGUUUUCCGUGGAAAGGUUGGGAGAAGAAGUCGAGGAUACAUUGGUAAUGCUUCACGGCUACGGUGCAGGUCUCGGAUUCUUCUACAAAAACUUCGAGGGGUUAAGUCGAGUGCCAGGCUGGAAAAUAUACGCUCUGGAUAUGCUAGGAAUGGGACGAAGCACCCGGCCACCCUUCAAAAUAAGUGCAAAGGAUCAAGCUGGCAAAAUCGCAGAAACAGAAAGUUGGUUCAUUGAUGCGCUGGAAGAAUGGCGUGUUCUUAAGAAACUCGACAAAUUUACACUUUUAGGCCACAGUAUGGGUGGUUACAUGGCUGUUGCAUACGCACUUAAAUAUCCUGGGCAUCUCAACAAAUUGAUACUCGCCUCGCCAGUGGGAAUUCCUGAAGAUCCCUAUGCUACCUCAGCGGCCAUGCCCGAGCCCGAAGAAUCUACUCUCGCAAGCGAAUUUACACAAGACCAAGAAGCAGACAUUGUCUCUUCAUCCUCCUCUUCCAAUCCAAGCAGACGCGCCACCGGUGACAACAACAAUUUUGGAAACAUGCGCAACAAACGCGAAAACAACAAAUCCAAAUCCGAACCCGCAAAACGACCCCUUCCUUUCUGGCUCACCUACCUCUGGGACGCAAACGUAUCCCCCUUUUCUCUCGUUCGCUGGGCCGGCCCCCUGGGACCCCGUCUCGUCUCCGGCUGGACAUCCCGCCGCUUUUCCCAUCUCCCCAGUAACGAAAAUGAAGCACUCCACAUGUACGCCUACUCCCUCUUUCGCCAACGCGGAUCGGGCGAAUACGCACUCCCUUAUAUCCUCGCCCCAGGGGCCUUUGCCCGCUCUCCUUUAAUCCGCCGCAUCCAUGGUGUAGGCCGUCAACCCAUUCCUUCCUCUUCUCCCUCAUCCCUUACCCAAAAAGAACACGGCUACCCCAUCCUCUUAAUGUACGGCGACAACGACUGGAUGGAUGUAGCCGGUGGCUACGCCGCCGAACAAGCUUGUAAAGAGGAGCGCGAAAAAGCUCUCGCUAAAGCAUCGAAAGAGGAAAAAGAACUAGAAAAUGGUAGCGCAAAAGUCGUCAUUAUCCAAAAAGCAGGCCAUCAUUUGUAUCUAGAUGGAUGGGAAGAAUUUAAUGAAUUCAUGAGAGGAGAAAUGAAGGAGACGACUGUGGAUAAUCGCAAGAUGAAAAGUGUCUUGGAGAAGCUGGGGGUGCAGGUUGAGGAGAGAUCGUAG